Pantherophis guttatus is the source of this 6123-nucleotide messenger RNA. It is a transcript of the gene MACC1, whose product is annotated as MET transcriptional regulator MACC1. The record is from RefSeq and is a predicted model, not a curated record. Gene Ontology annotation, cellular component: cytoplasm. NCBI's taxonomy places the organism in Eukaryota, Metazoa, Chordata, Lepidosauria, Squamata, Colubridae.
UCUACAUUUAGGAAGCUCGCGCGGGAUUAUCAAGAAUCCUGAAUCACUCCUAAAUUUCUAAAGUGAUGCUUCAGGAUAAUUAACCUCUGCAGAUUUGGGGGAAGAGAAAGGAAGAAAAAUGUCUGUUUCCUGUCAUUUAAAGGAAUUUUCAUGGAGCAAAUCAGAAGGAUCUUUGUUUGACUUGGAUGAUGGAAGCCUUACAAGAAAUGAUUGGAUAGACAAUAAGGAAAAUGAAUUGCAUCUUAAAUCACACUGGACUGGAGAAUUUAAGCAAGAUGCCCCUGGUGGAUUUAAGACAAAUCCAUUUUGGAAGGAACUGUCAGCAUCUAAUCCAUUUUUAGAUGACAUAGCUGAAUCAUGCAACAAAGAAAAAAACAAUAGACGGGUAUCUAUCUUGAAAGAAGAUCCAGAUUUAUUUUUUAAAGAUUCAAAUGGUAGGGAUUCUGCUGCUUCAUCAGGAGAUGAAUUAAAUAUCGAAUAUCUCUUUUGUCGCAAAUCUUCUAAAAGAUCUGCAAAGUCUAGGAGUGUUUCAGAUCUUUUGGAUAUUAUAGAUGUAAGGUGUGAAUUUUCUAAUACAGAACCACCUAAUUAUAUCCUACCUCCAGAAAGUGAAGCAUUUCAGAAUCAACGUGAGGCCUAUAAGACAGCUUGGUUGAAUCAACGACAACUGGCCCGAUCUUGCCUGGAUUUGAAUGUGAUAAAUCAGGGUCCUGGAUGGGCACAGACCCAAUCUAUAGAAACCCAUAUAGUCUGCAAAGUGAAUUAUGAAGGUGGUUCAGUGCAGCUUCCUGACUCAGAUAUUGCUGUUCAUUUCCCUGAAAGUCAUGUGGCACUUGGAGAAUUCCAAGAAGUUGGCCUGCAGGCAAUCCUUGAUUCUCCACCAUCACUAAAUGAUGAAUUUUCAACCACCUUGACCCCUUUGAUUGAACUUACCUUGAGCAACCUUAAUACUACUGAAGCUAUUUUACUAGAGAUGAAAAUUGCAGCUGAAAUAAAAAAGGAUCCUUUUAGUCAGGUAAUGACUGAAAUUGUUUGUCUGUGUAGUUGCAAUAAGGAAGGGCCAUUUGAAAAAAUACACAAUUGUUACAUUUAUAAAGAUACUGUACAAGUGAAACUAACAGACCUUAGUCACUUGAUGUAUAUCGUUGUCGUAGCUCAAACAAACACAGUUAAUUCUCAUGUAAGUGUUUGGGAAUAUAUACACAGAAAACUUUCAGUUGGGAUUUAUGGACCAAAACAUAUCCAUCCCUCUUUCACUGUUGUGUUUGCUUUGUUUGAUCACAACUAUGUUCCUGAGAAACUAACAGUAUGUGACAUUAAAAGGGGAGGAAAGAGUUUGCCCCCAGUUAUUUUCCAGCUAUGGGGGAAGCACACAUUUGUACUGGAGAAACCACAAGACCUCAGCAUUUCUGUUGUCUCCUGUGACCCAGAUUUUGAAGUGAAGAAAGAAGAACAAAGGAAAGAAAUUAAAGAAGAAAAAUUGAAAGGAGGUGGUGGAGUAAUUCACCGACAUUUUCCAUUUUCUAUAAUCUGCAGUAGGAAAAUACAUAUUUUUGUCUUCCGUGUUCAAAUCAAAGCCCCAGAAAAUAACCUGGCAUGCCAGUUUUACAUUACAACACCUGAACCACCUCCUAAGUUAUUAAUGGGCGUAACUAACAAGCCAAACCGAAUUGAAAAACGCAAGGAAAUAAAAUCUGCGCCAUUAUUAUUAUUGCCCACCAUAAAAUAUCCUACCUUUCAAGACAAAGUUUUAAAUAUUACCCGCUAUGGUACAGCACUCAAAACAGUGUUACGCCAAAGUAAAAUUGAUUAUUUACUAGAAUAUUUUAAAGGCGAUACAAUAGGAAUACUUGGAGAAGAUAAGGUCAAAGCCAUUGGACAAACAAAAAUUAAAGAAUGGUAUGUAGGAGUUCUCAGAAGAAAAAUUGGCCUUGUACACUGCAAAAAUAUCAAAGUGAUAACUGAAAACCAAACUAUUGAUGUUGAGGAUAGUGAAAUCAUGACCAGUAGCCUCCUUGAACAGAUUGCAUUGCCUUUUAAAAAAUUGACUUACAUCUAUUCAACAAUCUUAUCCACAGUAUCAGAGAACCUAAAUGAUUGGAAAGCUUUGGCUGAUGCUCUUCAAUUUUCAGAUUUGUCCCGGUAUGAUUUAACUGCAUUACAAGUUGAAAAAGAGUCUGAAAAAGUAGCGUAUAUUAUGAAGAAACUGAAAGAAAUUUGCCAUACUCAGAAAAGCACAAGACGAUUCCUAUAUGAACUCUCUGUGGCACUUUUAAAGCUAGACUGUCAAGGAUUAGUAGCCCGUAUUACCCAGGAUACAGUUAUUUUUACUGCGGCAGUAAAACUUGGGAAGAACUGGAGAGAGUUGGCAGAAAAAUUAGCACGACUUACAAAACAACAAAUUGAUGCUUAUGAAACUCCCCAUCAUGGCAAAAAUGGAGAAGUUGCUCCAGAGAUGAUGUGGAAACCAGCUUAUGAUUUUCUCUAUACCUGGAGUGCUCACCAUGGAGACAGUUACAGAGAUAUGUUGCAAGAUCUGCAUUUAGCUUUGGACAAAAUGAAAAACCCUGUGACCAAACAAUGGCGAGAAAUAACUGGAGCUCUAAUCCUAGUCAAUUGCAUGGAGGUUCUUCGGGCCAGUGCUUUCUCCAUGUUGGAUCAAGAAUAAAAUUAAUUUUCAAAUUUAGAAAGAUAUUCUAUAACCAGUCUUCUUGGAAUAUCAAACAGGAAUAUUAAACAGAAACAUUUUCACCAAGGAACAUUUGGAAUCUUUGUGAAAAUUAAUUCCUAUAAUGUAUUCCUUUAGCGUGAAAAAAAUUGAGUCAUUGAUUUUCAAGCACCACCAAUUUUACCUCAUUUUUAUUUAAAACUAUUUAGUUAGUAAACGUUUAUCAAAAGAACACGAUUGCUGCAUGAUUUGAACAGAAUUCUGAAAGAGUGCAGAAUACUGUAUUUAGGGGAGGAAAUGCAAUACUGAUGUUAAGAAGCAAGUUACGUUGCUAGAGAAAAAAUAUUUUUUCCUAGAAAUUGAAUCAUAGAGCUCUAUUGCCAAUUCUAUCAAUAAUGCAUAUAUUUGUGUAGAUAUGUUGCUCUAUGAUAGACUUUCCAGAUAUGGUUAUAGUUCUAUAUAAAUAUAGUUAAGACUGCAGUUCCCAGGAUUCCCAGUCCCCAUAAUCAAUUGCAUAGAAAAGUGUUUCUCAGCCUUGGCAAAUUUAAGUUGUGUGGAUUUGAACUUUCAGCCAUGCUAGCUGGGGAAUUCUGAGAGUUCAAGUCUACACAUCUUAAAAGUUGUCAAGUUUAAGAAACUCGGAUAUAGAAUCAGUGAGCUUGGACACAAAUUUGGGAAGGCUGCUUUAUGAUAAUCACACUACUUCAUUGUAUCUAUACAAAUCACACUACUUCAUUGAAUAUAUUCCCUUGGACAUAGUAUGAACUUGGCUAUUGAUUUCCAAUAGAAAUUAGGCACUGAGCCAUGUAUCUCUAUAAACUGACACAUGAUUUUCUUAAUGGGAGCUAAGCAUGAGAUACUCUAAAGACUAUAUAAAUUCAAGGAAGCCUUUGCUAAUUCAAUUACUUGCUAUCUGACUGGAGAACAGGGAACUCCUUCUGUAAUCGUGUACAGGUUUGUCUUGAUUUAGAGCAUUUAAUAAUACUUGUCUUUCCUUUCAACCUGCAUGUGGGCUUUUUUGGGAGUGGCAGUUUAUUCCUAGCAAAUUGGAAACGUAUCAUCAUAUCUGUGUGGUUGUCCUAUCUGCUUUUUAGCUCUACAACAUUAUCAGUAUUGUGUAACAAGUAGUUUUCUUUUUCUUGUUCGUGGGUAGGAUGAUUCUUCUAAUGAAAGCUGCUUAUUCUCAGAGGAAUCAUGACAUAAAUGCUUGCUUUUUAAAUUUGAAACCUGGGAAUUCCAAAAUUCAUAUUAUAUACUAUUUUUUCAUAGUUCUCAUUAAUUAAUGAAAAUAUAUUGUGACAAAAAAGUUUAAAUUAAUUCCUAUGUUUUCAAACUAACUAUUGUUUCAUAAAGGCUUUUAAUAUGCUACGAUUUACUCUUGUGUUCAGUAUUUUUUAUUUAUGCUUGAAUCUUAAAUUCAAGUGAAAUAAAAAAGAUGGAUGCCCAUUAAUUUAUCAACGGUUGUUACAUUAGUUACUAUUUUUUCUUUCAUGUUUAAAAAUUACAUAGUAGUUAGAGACUGAAUUUGCCUGCCAUUUCAACUAAUACUGUUAUGUUUGUCAAACUGUGGCUACUAUUGACAAUGUUAAGACCAAAUGCUUUUUAAGAAAAAGGUUUCUUUUGGAAUUCAUAGGGCUCUUCAUUAUUUGCCUCUUAGCUUUUUUUUUUUAUGGGAACUAUUCUAAAAUAAAUGGAAAACUAAUCUGAAAUUUCAAUGUAUAAAUGACAAUUUUACCUCACUUAACAUUUUAUUAAAAAGAAUACUGCCAUUAAUGUGCUAAUUAUGCUGUAGUACUUCUAGUCAUUUUUAAUAUUACAAAAAGGGGGGCUUGAAUUCAGCUUGGUGAAUUAUUGUACGUAUCCAUGAAUGGAUUCAACACUGGAAAUGAUUUUCUACUACAUUUCUUACUAAAUAGGGCUUGACCCUAUUUAGUUUCUUAACUUGAUAAGGUCAACCAGAUUCUGUUAUCUGCUACAGUAUCUACCUAUAUGCUAGUUUAUAGCAGCCCAAGAUUGAACCCUGUGUUUAUCUUUUUGUUGAUUCAGUUGACAUAGCAUAGUUAAUAAUAGUUAAGUUAAAAAUCUCUUUGUUGUAUUUACAUAAUUAAACUUGGUUAGAGUUUGGGAGUGAGUUGGUGCCUUUUUUUUUUAUUAUUUGAUUUAUAUGCUGCCCUUCUCCGGAGACUCAGGGCGGCUUACAGUGCGUUAAGCAAUAGCCUUCAUACUUUUGUAUAUUUUAUACAAAGUCAGCUUAUUGCCCCCAUAACCUGGGUCCUCAUUUUACCUACCUUAGAAAGGAUGAAAGGCUGAGUCAACCUUGAGCCUAGUGAGAUUUGAACUUGCAGCAAUUGCAGGCAGCAAUGUAAGUGGAUGUUAAUAACAGUGCUUUAGUUUGCUGAGCCACCAGAGCUCAUUAAGAGCACCAGAGUCUUUAAGUCAGUGCUGACUCCUAGCGAUUCCUUGGACCAGUCCAUACAGUUUUCUAGACAAAAUGUUGGAAGUGGUUUACCAUUGCUUAUUUUGGUUUUUAACUUUAGUUAUUUUUUUUAUUGCACAAACUCGGUGUUUAUUUAAAAAUGCAGUGUAUUAUGAGUAUCCAGAAAACGAAUUGAUUUGAAAUUAAGGUAAGAAUGUUGUAUGAAUCCAAUCAUUGAAAAAUAGAAGGGAAAAUUUGAAAGAUGGUGGAAUAAAAUGGAACAAUAGGAUUUUUUCCUUGCUAUCUGCAUUUCAUGUUUUCCAAACAUAAUUGCUUACUAUAGUCCCAAGUAACAAAGCACUUUGAGACUUAACAUGGUUUGAAUCUGUUGGAAAUAUCAAGCUACAAUUCUAAAUGGAUUUUUUUUUAAUGAAACUUAUUUUGUAUUUCUGGAUUUUUGAAAACUAAUUUGUAUGACUUUGUAAUAUAUUUACAGAACAUACUUUUAAGUCAGAGGCUGAAAUUCUUAAAGCAAUAUGGAAUUAUUUCUAAUCUUGUUGUGCAAGCAUAUGGGUAAUUUAAGCAUUACUAGGUAUUGUUAUGUUGAUACAUGCACAAAGAAUAGCAGUAACACUCAUUGUAAAGUUAAUAUAUGUACAAAGGGGGACAAUCAUAAUUUGCUUAGCAUUUUACAUAUUUCAAAUAGUUUCACUAUAGUGUACAUAUUCUAUAUAAAAGAAUUGGAUGAUGGUUAAAGAUCUUGUUGAGAAACACCUAAUUUGGUGAUGAAAUAUUAUUGAAAAUAAAUAGCCAAAGCAUUAUACUUAUCUAGAUUAAUUAAAGAGAUUCUUCCAUUUGUUAAUGUAUUACAACUGCUAAUAUGAGCAGCACAUGAUUGUGUUAAUUGCUACUAUGAGGAAUUCCAACUAUAAUAUUUCAAAUUCUGAAUGAGAUGAAGAUUGCACUGAAGUGUAAGAAAAGUGAACAAUCCUUUCUGAAAGUAUAUCUUAUUAAAUAAAGAUACAGUGUUUGAAAUGUA